This is a messenger RNA of Oncorhynchus mykiss (rainbow trout), 7670 nucleotides long. The record is from RefSeq and is a predicted model, not a curated record. NCBI's taxonomy places the organism in Eukaryota, Metazoa, Chordata, Actinopteri, Salmoniformes, Salmonidae.
UGGAACACUGGCUAAACUUUUUUUUUGAGCCCUCCCCCCACCUCUCUCACACUCAUUCCUCUGUCCGUUCCGGUGGUAGACCCGUGAUGGAGACUCAGAGUUCUUAAACUGCGCCGGUAGAAAAGUGACUCCUCGUGGUCGAUUACGGCGAGGAUAAUAACGGUAAAAGAGAUCGAGAAUGGAGACGGUUGAGCAGCUCGUUUCGUUUAACCAUAUCCAAGUCCAGCUGAAGGGAGGCUCGCCUUGGGGGUUCACGCUGAAAGGAGGUCUCGAACACGGAGAACCGCUCAUCAUCACUAAAAUAGAAGAUGAUGGAAAGGCAGAACAGUGUAACAAGCUGAGGGUGGGAGAUGAGCUGGUGAAUAUUAAUGGAUCAGCCCUGUAUGGUUCACGACAAGAGGCCCUCAUCCUCAUCAAGGGAUCCUAUAGGAUACUGAAGAUCACCGUACGCAGACGCAGUACACCUGUGAUCAGGCCUCACUCCUGGCAUCUGACCAGGCUGUCAUCAUCAGAGUCCUCCCCCAGUUCUACCCCUCUCCCCGCUCUCCGUGCCGACACCCUCCCCCCUCCUCCCCCCCCUGCCCCCCCCUCUGCCAUGCAGCUCCACCCUGGGCCCUACACACUACCCUGGCACUCGACAGCAGACACCAGUGAUCUGUCUAUCCAGUGGAAUCAGCUCUCCAGACACUACUCCACAGACCACAGCAGUUCUUUAGGUAGCAUGGAGAGCCUGGAGCCUCCUAGCAGCCAAGUGUACUACGAUUCCCAGAAUUCACCAGUGGACCCUGCCAUCUUCAACAACAAGAGGGACUACAAUUCCCCUGUUGACCCCGGCAUCUUCAACAACAAGAGAGACUACAAUUCCCAGAAUUCCACAGUGGACCCUGCCAUCUUUAACAACAAGAGAGACUACGAUUCUCAGAAUUCCCCAGUGGACCCUGUCAUCUUCAACAACAAGAGAGACUACGAUUCCCAGAAUUCCCCUGUCGACCCUGUCAUCUUCAACAACAAGAGAGACUCUGCCUAUAGUUCUUUUUCAGCUAGUUCUAAUACGUCUGACUAUACUGUCUCACUGAGGCCUGGUGAAGCCUGUUCCAUGGACAAUAUCCUCCAGAGCCUGGGGCCAGGGGGGCCCACCAGCCAGGGGUAUGCCUGCGGCGAUGCACCGUCCCUGGGGAGGGAGUCAGGCGAGCCCCAAGAUGAGACCAGGACCUCUGCCUUACUAAAGUCUGGGUCGCUGACCAGACCAAGAGUGAGGCGGCCAGAAGUGAAGGAAAGACCAUCUUCAUACUGUUAUGAGGACGAGAGGAGGAAGGGAGAAGGGGAGAUGGGUGGAGGAGAAGGGGAAAGGGAGGUUUCGAGUCCCCCCCAGCCACCGACCAGGAAGGACAGUUUCAGGGCCACCCGGGGUUGCUCCGGGGUCACAGAUGUCAAAGUACAACGAUGCAUCCCUGACCCCGUCGGAAUUCCCAGCCUCUCCCAUUGCUAUGCCGAAGACGAUGACGACAAUCUUCUGAACAUUCCGGGCGUUCCGGGCAACAACGGCUAUCCUGCUACUAGUGAGACGUCAAAGACUGAGGGAAACAGAAAUGGAAACAGGGUUGGGAAUUUCAAAGGUGAUUCCUUAGAGCAGUACUACACCCUCAUCUCCAAGAAAAAAAGUUCCCGUAAGGACAGCAACUCAGUGAUCCAGAAUAGCCACCCAGACCCCCUUUCCCCCCUCCUCCCUGCUUCAGAGAUAAGCUCCACUUCUCCCAUUUCAAGCCCCGGCCCUCCUGACACCUCCAUAGAUCCAGAACCCUUAGGGGAGCCCAGCCACCUCCUCCCCCAGAACAAGCACUCCUCAUUAGGUCUCUACAGACACAGCGCCCCAGAGAAACUCUUGUCCCAGCUACGUCUCCUAGAGUUCUCCAGCGACCCCUCAGACCCUUCAGACCGUAGCUCCGCCUCCCCCUCCAGCUCCCAGUGGUCUCAUUCCCCCUUUCACCCCACCAGAGAGAACCUAUCUGAGGAUCUAGGUAGUAACAACGCCCCUGUCCAACUCCAGCAGAACCAGGGGAAAUGGGGAGAGGGUGCUGGAGGAGGAGGGAGUCGCUGCUCUUCCCCAGGAUUGGUGAACAUCGAUGGGGUUAGAGAGGCAAGGGAGAUGGGAUUGGUGGUAGGGGGGGCUGCUGCUACUCUCCUCUCUCCCAUCCAGCUCCAACACCCCUGGGCUAGGUCAUUGAGUGUACCAGGGUCAGAGAAGCCUUCUGGAGGCUGUAACCAGGGAGGAGUGAGCUCUGAGCGGGUACGGAAGACAGACUUUGGGCCUCUCAGUGCUGCAGCAAGUGUGGAUAGCCUAAUUGAGGAGAAUCUGAGAGGAGGAGGAAGAGAAGAAAGAAGAGGAGAAAGAGAGGAUGAUGAUGAUGGAGAGGUGCUGAUGAAGAAACCCAGGAGUCACCGUUCGUCCCGGUCACGCCGCCGCAGCGAACGCUUCGCCACCAACCUCCGAAAUGAGAUCCAGCGCAAGAAAGCUCAGCUGUCGAAAAGCAAAGGCCCAGGAGGUUUGCUCUACGGCGGGGAGACGGUCGAGGAAGAAGAAGGUCCUGACCUGGAGGACCUCCAGAGGGAAGAGGCUGACGAUCUCAAGGAAAGGUGCUCCCAGGAAAGGUGCUCCGAAGGCAGGUACACCUCGUCGGAUGACAGCCGAUCAGCUCCAGCCCCUGGAAGUCUAUUGGCCUCUACUUCCACACCCCAGCUCUACCAGCUGUCCCCAACCCCAGUUUCAGCUCUGCAACCCCUCCGGGAUGAAGAUCCUGAACCACCAGAGGACAAAGACCAAGCGUCAGACCCAUCCAGGACCACCCAGAGGUUGAUUCCAGCCAUGCCCAGCUGCGAUGUGGGAACCCAGGUGGUGGAGGAGCAAGAUCCAGCUGGGUUGGCUCGUCGAUGGAGGUGGACGCCCGAACACCAUCUCCAACUGGAAAUGGACACCGACCGUCAGGGCGAGAGGGUUACAGGGGCCCUGGGGUUAUCAGGACGAGGAAGAGCAACCUCCUCCUCUUCCUCCACCACCACUCGUUCUUCUCGUACGGAGGAGUGCGAUGUUCUUCCUUUCGCGGAUCGUUGUAAGUUCUUUGAGGAGACCAGUAGGAGUAUGUCUGUGUGGAAUCUACCAGGCCUGACGAGUCGAAGACAGAGGCCAGAUAGACACGGGAGGCAGCCUCAUCCAUCCACGCUGGAGAACCAGGGAGGGGGCUACGGACAGGGAAAAGCCCAGCGGAGGUACUCGUACCAGGGGGGAAUCCAGAAGGAAAGUCCCCUAUCGAUUACAACCAUGGAGACCCGGAGGGGGAGAGAAAAGGAGAGGGAGAGAGAGAAGGAGGGGGAGAGAGCGAAAGAGAGGGAGAGAGAGAAGGAGAGGGAGAGAGAGAAGGAGGGGGAGAGAGCGAAAGAGGAGCAGAGACUAUGCGAAGAGAAGGCUAGACUGAGAGAGAGGGAGAGAGAAAGAGAGAAGGAGAUUGAGCUGGCGAGGGAAUGUGAGAGGGAGAUAGAGAGACAAGGAGAGAGGGAGAGAGAGUCACUCAGUACAGCUCGGGACCUCUACAACACUCGGACUCAGCCCCAGGCAUACCAGAAGAACCAGACCCACUCCUGCCCCCAUCUCCAAGCCCAGAUAGAGGCCCCUCAUUCAGCCUUCCACCCUGUCAACACCCCUCUCCUACAGGACAACCAGGCUCCACAUCAGGGGUACCUACAAUAUGGCUACACACCAACAGAGGAGUAUCCUGUCCCAUCCCAGCCGUUACCGCGGGAACAAACACAACUCAACAGGAAGUUCAGCCUGACCGAGAGGGACUACCCGCGGUACAGACGUGAUUCCUGCACCAGGCCACCAGAUUGUGCUAUAACAGUUACACCACACCACCACCACCAGCUGGGUCGGAGCGGCAGGCUGUCUGCCUGUAGUGUGGAUGAUCCCACGUCUUCAUCGUCGUCUUCGUCACUACGAAGCAGGGCCAUGUCGGAGAAUGAUCUACGCUUCGACUCCACAUACCACCGUGCUUCCCCCUCGGUUGCUACAGCAACACCGCUUUCAGAGCUGGAGGAGGGAGGCGGGGUUGGUGGAGUGGGAAGUGCUAGGGGAGUGGCUACCAGGAAGAAAACCCCACCCCCUCCCAGGCCGCCUCCCCCCAAAUGGGAGGAGUUCCACCGAAGGAGAGCGUCCCACCACACCCUCUUCGCCUCUUCUCUCUCCUCCACCUCUUCUUCAUCAGUCCAUCCUCUCCCUCUCAGUCCACCAGAGGGUCUAUGCUCUCACUCUCCUCACACCCCCUGUCCCACAGAAACGUCCAAAAUGACGCAUCAGCGCUCUUACAGCCUCCCCCCUCAGAGGGAGGAGCUAGAGGGGUGCCAGCGCUGUAGCCUGAGCCAGCUCCAGGAAUGCCCCUUUUCACAAGCCACGCCCAGUCCCCGGUUCACACGCAGGACCUUCCGGCCGGUGGCGCCACAACAUAGAGAGAGAGACACACCCACUCAUUACGACAACUCACUGCCCCCUCUACCACCAUCAGACAACCAAGCCAGGCUAUGCAACAUGGAUGAUCAAGAUCGCCCUGCUGUGUUGAAGCCCAUCUCUCAUAGACAGCAGAGGGCCGGUGCUGAGUGGGAGAGAACUCCAUCUCCCAGGGUGCAUAGCGUCUCAGCCCUCCCCACCAUAGAGAAUGGUGCUAUCUCUCUCGAGUCCUACUUUGCUAUGAGCUACGAGCAGCAGCAACAGCUACAGAACAGUAGAAGAUUCCGGAAUCAUCCCCACAACAACAAUAACAACAAACCAGAAUUGGAACUGGAACCAGGUUUUAGCCCGAGCUCCGCCCAGAGCUUGGAACAGGAAGUGGACAUCCCCAUGGAAACAGACAUUGACGACUUCCAGGAGGAGGGGCUUCCUGAGGAUGAAGAGCCAAUCAGGACAGAGCUCCAGUGUUUUGCUCUGCCUGUCACGGUUCUGGAGACAGACAUCGAUACGCUGCCUGACCAGCAGGCCUCGCCGGCGGUUAGGAAGACUGCAGAGAGUGGGUCCCUGGAUGGGGAGAUGGAGGACCAUGGGAUGGGGACCAGAGAGGGACUCAUGGAGGAGCUAUUCCCCCAGAGCGGUGAGGGCAAGGCGGGCACAGAGAGAUGGAGAGGGGCCCACCGUAGCUCAAACUCGGGGAAAAACACUGACAGCCUGGAUAGGCAUUCUGGUGCCAGCUCCAGUUGUUCGUCCUAUUAUUCUACCUCAGCAGCCAAGGCUCAGCUCCUCACUCAGAUGAAAGACUACUGCUCAGAUGCCAGAGAUACUGACCACGAUGACCAACUGUCUUAUAAGAAACAGUUGAUGGAGAGUCUCCGUAAGAAGCUAGGAGUUCUGAGAGAAGCACAGAGAGGUCUACAGGAAGAUAUACGGGCUAACACACAGCUGGGAGAAGAGGUUGAGAGCUUGGUGCUAGUGGUCUGUAAACCCAACGAGGUGGAUAAGUUCAGGAUGUUUAUCGGGGACCUGGAUAAGGUUGUCAGUCUGCUGCUGUCUCUCUCUGGUCGGCUACUGAGGGUGGAGAGCUCCCUGGCCAACCUGGACGCUGAGACUGGACACCACGAGAGGCUCCUCCUCCUGGAGAAGAAGCGACAGCUACAGGUCCAGCUGUCUGAAGCUCAGGAUCUGAAGGAACACGUUGACCACAGAGAGCAGGCUGUAGGAAGGGUCCUGGGACGAUGCCUCUCCCCAGAACAGCACCGUGACUACAGCCACUACGUGAAGAUGAAGGCAGCAUUACUGGUGGAACAGAGACAGCUGGAGGAGAAGAUCAGACUGGGAGAGGAGCAGUUAAGGGGGCUGAGGGAGAGUCUGGGGUUAGGGUUAGGGCUGUCCAUGGGCUAUGGACACUAUUAAACCAACCAGGAAACCUUAAAGCUGGGGUUAGGGCUGUCCAUGGGCUAUGGACACUAUUAAACCAACCAGGAAACCUUAACGCUGGGGUUAGGCCUGUCCAUGGGCUAUGGACACUAUUAAACCAACCAGGAAACCUUAAAGCUGGAGUUAGGGCUGUCCAUGGGCUAUGGACACUAUUAAACCAACCAGGAAACCUUAAAGCUGGGGUUAGGGCUGUCCAUGGGCUAUGGACACUAUUAAACCAACCAGGAAGCCUUAAAGCUGGGGUUAGGGCUGUCCAUGGGCUAUGGACACUAUUAAACCAACCAGGAAACCUUAAAGCUGGGGUUAGGGCUUUCCAUGGGCUAUGGACACUAUUAAACCAACCAGGAAGCCUUAAAGCCGAGGUUAGGGCUGUCCAUGGGCUAUGGACACUAUUAAACCAACCAGGAAACCUUAAAGCUGGGGUUAGGGCUUUCCAUGGGCUAUGGACACUAUUAAACCAACCAGGAAACCUUAAAGCUGGGGUUAGGGCUGUCCAUGGGCUAUGGACACUAUUAAACCAACCAAGAAGCCUUAAAGCUGAGGUUAGGGCUGUCCAUGGGCUAUGGACACUAUUAAACCAACCAGGAAGCCUUAAAGCUGGGGUUAGGGCUGUCCAUGGGCUAUGGACACUAUUAAACCAACCAGGAAACCUUAAAGCUGGGGUUAGGGCUUUCCAUGGGCUAUGGACACUAUUAAACCAACCAGGAAGCCUUAAAGCCGAGGUUAGGGCUGUCCAUGGGCUAUGGACACUAUUAAACCAACCAGGAAACCUUAAAGCUGGGGUUAGGGCUUUCCAUGGGCUAUGGACACUAUUAAACCAACCAGGAAACCUUAAAGCUGGGGUUAGGGCUGUCCAUGGGCUAUGGACACUAUUAAACCAACCAAGAAGCCUUAAAGCUGGGGUUAGGGCUGUCCAUGGGCUAUGGACACUAUUAAACCAACCAGGAAACCUUAAAGCUGGGGUUAGGGCUGUCCAUGGGCUAUGGACACUAUUAAACCAACCAGGAAACCUUAAAGCUGGGGUUAGGGCUGUCCAUGGGCUAUGGACACUAUUAAACCAACCAGGAAACCUUAAAGCUGGGGUUAGGGCUGUCCAUGGGCUAUCACAUUGACAUGGGAAGAGCCUCAGUCUUGGCUUGGGUGGUUGGUCUAGAAAUAGAGGAGAACCUUGUUGGACUGGUUAGGGAUGGGACAUGGGAGGAUGGGCCUGGGGUAUGGGCUUUACUGAAAGGCCAGGCAGAAGAGAAGGUUAGUGGGUUAUGGGAGAGCCUGGGCUUGGGGUUGGGGUUGGACCUGGGGUAUAGGCACUAUGGGGAGACAGCCAUCCUACACACUGAGACCCUAGAGGAUGGGAUAUGGGUACCACUGAACAACCCCAGUACGUCCUAAAAAACAAGUGCUGCCCUCUUUUCAAAAAACACUUCAGUCCUUUUUUCUUGACACUCAAGACUCAUUGAGAGUGUUUUAAGUCUUCUCUUGGCAGUAUUGGUGAAUUAAAAACACACACCUACCCCUUUGGUGUUACAUUGGGGAUCAUUAACUUACCGACGUGAUCCUCACAAUCACACACACACUACGUGGUGAUGGACGUUGUUGUUGUUUAGUGAGCGUGUGUUCUUGAAGAGGCCUGGAGAAAGUAUUUAUUUAUUUAUAACUUCUCUGUAGACGACGGAGACUCUGGGGUGCUAGACGAGUAUUUUUCCAUUAAACUGUUAAACAUAAUCAAAUAAAAUGUGCA